AUGCUUCCAAUUCAUACUAGAGGUAGUACCUACUAUGAGAAUUAUAACUUGGCUAGAAAUAAUUUAGGAGUUUAUAGUAAUUUCAAUAUCACUGCUCAAUAUAAUUUCAAUAUCAAUCGCCAAACCUUAUCAAAUGGUUUAAGAAAUUUAUUAUUACAAAAUCCUAUCUUUACCGUGAAUUAUUUCAAAGGUGAUAAGUCAGAAGCUGCUAAAAAUCUUUUUGAUUAUACAGUGAAACCAUCUCAAACCAUUUCAUUUGAUGAUAUUGUGGAAUAUGUACCAUUAGAUCAUCCUUUUAAUGCUGAAAAUUUACAAGAAAUCAAUUUAAGAAGAUUUGAAUUAAGUAUCAAUAAACCAAUUUGGAAGUUAUUGGUUCAUGAAUUCAAAGAUCAACAAUACUUGACAUUCCUUUGUGAUCAUACUAUUUUUGAUGGGAAUGGUGCAUGUUUUUUCCAUGAUGAUUUAUUAAAAGAACUUUCAAAGUUAAAAGAUAAUACUCAAUUAGAAGAACUUGACACUAUCUUUGAUUAUGAAGAUGAUUUACAUUUACUUCAUGCCUUACCUGAAACUACCCUUAAAUUAACUUCAUUGUAUAAUCUUAAAUAUUUCUUUUUUAAUUGGGUUAUUUUAUCAGAAAUUUUACCUAAAUUUAUCACCAAUUUUGUAUGGAAGAAUGUUUAUGACGUUGAUUUUGAUACUUAUAAAGUAUUUACUCAUAAAAGAGUUGAUAUCAAAUCUAAAAUAUGUUAUAGAAUCAUUAAUUUAUCCCAAGAUGAAACAAAAUCAAUCAUGACUUCAUUAAGACUGGAAAAAUUAACUUUCACACCUUAUUUAUUAGGUAUUAUUUCCGAACAACUUAGAGUAAAGGUUUUCCCUUACAUUUCCGAAGAAGAAAAAAUCAUAUCAGCAUCGAUAGUGGUUGAUGGUAGAAGAUACUACCCAGAGCUUCAUCAACAAUUGAAGUAUAACUUUGCUGUAUCCGAUGCUCGUGUGUUUGUCCCACCAUUAUUAAAAUUAAAAGAAGUAAUCGAGCGUAGUAGCAAAAUUAUUAAAGAUGCCGUAACUUCCAGAAAUGGCUUUCAAAUGGUUAAUAUGAUCAAUUAUAUCAAUAUUUGGGACUUUAUUCAAAAGAGAUUUGGCAAAUAUGAUAGAGCAACCUUUGAAAUCUCUAAUCUUGGAUAUAAGAAGUUUCAAACUUCAGAUGGUUCCGAAAUUACCAAUUUAAUCUUCAGUCAAGAUGUAGGUCUUUCAGGUCAUUUUGUAUUCUCAGUGGUUGGUACUCCAGCUGGUGGAAUUAAUAUUGUUCUUUGUAAUCUUGAAGAAACUGAAGAAUUAAAGAAUGCCCUGACUUAUAAUAAAGUCAUGGAUGAAUUUGUCCAAGCUUUAAAAGCUAGUUUAAUCGAAUCAAUUGAUACAUUAUAG
Messenger RNA from Scheffersomyces coipomensis, 1422 nucleotides. Its product is annotated as N-acetyltransferase. The coding region runs from base 1 to 1422 and encodes 473 amino acids. The transcript has a single exon. Lineage: Eukaryota; Fungi; Ascomycota; Pichiomycetes; Serinales; Debaryomycetaceae. Gene Ontology annotation, molecular function: N-acetyltransferase activity. The record is from RefSeq and is a predicted model, not a curated record.